Hemicordylus capensis (graceful crag lizard) is the source of this 5676-nucleotide messenger RNA. RefSeq names its product TNF superfamily member 10 (gene TNFSF10). Lineage: Eukaryota; Metazoa; Chordata; Lepidosauria; Squamata; Cordylidae. The transcript is spliced from 5 exons. Gene Ontology annotation, biological process: immune response. The record is from RefSeq and is a predicted model, not a curated record. Gene Ontology annotation, cellular component: membrane. Gene Ontology annotation, molecular function: CD40 receptor binding; tumor necrosis factor receptor binding. Bases 217 to 1092 code for a protein of 291 amino acids.
UUACGCCCCAGCGCGGGGUGUGGGAAGGAGGCAGAGUGUGAAACGCGCAGCCAGAAAGUAGGUCUGCUACCUUAAAAAAAAAAAAACACUCUAGAAAACAAGGUCCGCCCUUUCCCUCCUUCUCCCCACACACGCCCCGCAGACCCACACACACACGCACGCAGGCAGGAGACAGGAUUCCUGGUCCCACUGGCGGCCCUUUGUUUGUACGCGGCCAUGACCUGGGCUUCCAGCGGCCCCAGCACGGGGCAAACGUGCGGACUGGUGCUCAUCUUUGCGGUGCUGCUGCAAUCCAUCUGCGUGGCUAUUACUUUCCUAUACUUCACCAAUGAACUACAACAGCUCCGUGACACCUAUUCCAAAGGCAAUUUUGCUUGCUUCACCAGAGAAAACCUUUACCUAGAGGACUUGGAUCCAAAUUACAAUGAAGAUAGCGACCCCUGCUGGCAAGUCAGAUGGCAGCUCUCAAGGUUAAUUAAGAAGAUGAUAGCCAGGAACCGUGUGGAAGAAGCAGCCUCCUCGGGGAAAGGUUCCGCUGCAACGGAAAGAGAUCCAUCUGAACCUGUGGUGCCCAGAGCGGCAGCUCACCUAACCGCAAAUAGAAGCAGGAAGAGUUCUGUAACGCCGCAAGUCACAGAUCUGUCAUUCAGAAGAAUGUUUGGGUACAAAAUCAGCAACUGGGAGCCAUCCAAGAGAGCACAUUCCUUCCUCUACAAUGUAGGAUUGAGGAAUGGGGAGCUUAUCAUCCCCCAAACAGGCUUCUACUAUAUCUACUCUCAGACUUACUUUCGGUUCCGUGAACCUGAGAAUGAAGAGUUUGAUCCCAACCCUGAAUCCGACAGCGUCCUCAACCCCAAGCAAAUGGUUCAGUACAUUUCCAAGUAUACGGAUUAUCCAGACCCCAUCCUGCUGAUGAAAAGUGCAAGGACGAGCUGCUGGUCCAAAAAGGCAAGCUACGGACUUUACUCCAUAUACCAAGGCGGAGUGUUCCAGUUAAAAAGCAACGAUCGGAUUCUUGUCUCCAUCAAUGAUGAGAGCCUGGUGGACAUGGAUAAAGAAGCCAGUUUCUUCGGAGCCUUUCUGAUCUCCUGAAUAAAGCCCCUCACAUUUCUAAAUGAAGCAGGUUUGAAAUUCUGCGAAGAGGAAGACCACUGCAAAAUUGGAGCAGGACUCCUUAUUACCAGAUGAACCAGCACGAAGUGGUGGUCUUGCUGAGAAACAAACAAGCCACAGCCAUUAUAGCCUGUCAAGAAGAUCCAGUGUUGGUGAUUGCAGUGGCCUGGUUAGAAGUUGUAGCACCAUGCAGCAGGCCUGCCAGAUCUUUCUCCCCCCAGAUAGGUUAAUUUUGGAAAGGAGUGGGGGGGGGGGGGGAAUUGCAGAAGCCCUGUUCCAGAAAAUCACACUCACCCCCAGGGUGCAUGCCGCCCACUGCAUCUGCCGAUGGAGUGCAAAACAGGGAGCAGGAUGGAGUAAGACAUGGAGCUUGGCAUCCCUGAAUUAUACUUGCGGUAGGCAUGUGCUUUUCUGGAAUAGCAGGCUGUGUUUGCUAAUCUGGGGGCUGUUGCAUCUGGCUAAUGCAUCACACCAGGGUACGUCAGCCCAGGGACUGGGUGUAUGCAAGUUAUACACAUUGUGCAAAUGCCAAAAUUGUGCCGUGUUACACAAGAGUAAGCCCCACUGGAAAGGAGGGGGCGUCCGCUUGCAUAAUGUCGUCUGCACCAUUUUUGUGUUUGUGCAGUGUGCAUAACUGUCAUACACGCAGUGUUACUGGGCUGCUGUACCUUCGCGUGGUAUGUCAGCCUCUGAUGAUACAGGUGACCCUUGAAUUUUUUGGGUUGUCUUUCAUGGUUUUUCCUUUUUUGUGGGCAACUUCCUUGGACACCAGUUUAGUUAUCAACAGUGGUCGUUUUGUGUCUUUUGUGGGGGUUUCUUCUUUAACUUCUACAUUCCAGUCCUGUGAAUGAACAAAGAUACCCGCCCCCCCCCCAUCAUAACUAAAUUUGUGUACAAGGAAGUUGCCUGUGCCGCUGCUCAGGUGAGAAGUGACUGAGGAUAUUAAAGGGCUUAUUCCAGCUGAGAAGUGACUUGGGCUGUUCAAAGAGGUUUAGAUUUUAAAUUUUCAACCCUGUGCACAGCUUCUCAGCUGAGAAGCAGCUGGGAGAACUCCUUUAAUUUGUUAAAUCCCCGUCUGCUUGGCGCUCGCACAUCGAGUUGCUGAGCACCAUUUUGUGCAGAUCUGGUUUCUGCGCUAGAUCAACCCUCACACCAUGAAGUCAUUCGUGGGAGGUUGAAUGCUUGUACCUUCACCUCUUUGAGGAGCCUGUGCUACCGCUCAGGAACCUAACUCCAUUUUUCAGAGUUGGAUAGCCUGGGUUUAACAUUUGCUAAUUUAACUUUCAUGGAACAUUAACCCCAUGAUAUUAAAGGGUCUUCUGUAUCAAGGUGCUCAAAAACGUCGUGGUAGGCUUCCAUUGACCCACGAUGAUCCCCAGAACCUUUUGUAGUGGAGUGAUACCGAAAAGAGCUUAGCUACCUGUUCUGAAUUACCACAUGGAACAUCCCUUCUGGGACUGGGUCACUUCAGGUUGAAGAAGCUGCUUAGCAGAAGGCUAGAACACGUUGCUUCCCUUCCCAGAGUCCGAAGUGGUACAGUCCCAGGAAGGCUAGGUCAUGUGAUACUUCCAAACCUGUCACUCACCCUUGGGCAAUCUGUGUUGGAAAACAGAACUUGCAUCUCCUUUUGAUAUGUGCACCAUGAAUCGUAAUGAUCAAAUUGAUCAGAUUACCUCAGUGUUGUAAAAGACGCCCUAUGCGACCCAUUUUAGAGGCUGAAAACUGAUCUACUCGUUGAACUUUCAAGCAAGCCUACUCUUAUAUAAGAGAAGCCUUGCCUUAGCAUCUUUUACAAAAUAAUACAUGAACAAGAAAACAAAAAAAUCUAGCAACGCAAAGCAUUUCAGCAUGAACACUGGAGACCUGGGUGCCUUCCACAGCAAUCUGAGCUGCCGAAAUCAGCAGAUUAAGCACCAUGGAAGUUAAGAAUUGUCACCUUCUGAUGUCUGCACAACACACUUAAACAGCAGGGGCUGCUUUUAAAGAAAGGCAGCCCUAAUGGGAGCUGAUUCAAGUCCAUGAUGCUGCUGGGAUACUUAAAAGUUGCACGUUUGUGCUUCAGAGAGGUGAGCAGAUCUUGCAGUGGGGAAGGAAGAGAUGGUAUAGAAAGGUCACAGCACAGAGUAGUUCUGGCUACUCACUUGUCCACCAUCUUUAGUAAGUUGAAGCUUUUCCCACCACUUUAUUGAGAUGCCAGGAAAAUGUUCACCCCCUUAAUGUCCCUCUUCAGGGUUGACAGCUUUUUGACUGGUUCUUGUAACUAUGCCUCGAACACCGGCUUAGUGGGCUAACAGCGAGAGUGUGUUAUCUAUGCCAGGGCUGCACAGCUUCGGCCCUCCUGCAGAUGUUGGCUCACAACUCCCAUAAUCCUGGACCUUUUGGCCAUUGAGCCCAGAGAUUGUGGGAGUUGUGCAGCCUUGUUCUCUGCUGUGCCAAGCCUUGGGUAUAUCAAGCUGCUAUUUAAAGACACAGGAAUAGGCUGGGCCCUUUUUUCUUUUGUAGUCACCUGGCAGAUGUCUUUGAGAGGGCUUCUGUAUCUUAAGACUUGCUUUGAAGGGACCAUUCCAGCCAGUGUGGCUUCUUUGGUCAGUGCCACACGAGCUAGGUCCUCCCUUCUGUGCGGCUCCGUUCAAGAGCUGUUUCAAAGCCUGUCUCUGGCGACCUUAACAUUGACUAUUAGAAUCAUGCCUAAUCAACUGCUAGGCAAGAAUGGGCUGUUCAGGUGCAUUUUCACACCAUUGGGCAGCCUCUAUUCAUUACCGAGGAGCAAAGGAGCUUGGGAAUUGAAGGUUGCCAGGUGUUUCCCCUGGUGAUGUUUCCUGUUCCUUUAAGAGGCACUGUAUGGGAAUGCGGUCCCUGAUCACAUCCACUAGCCUGUUCUGUUGCCUGCUCUGUGGCUCAAGCCUGGACUCCAGCCUCUGACUUGAGGUGAGAAAGAAGAAGAUGGUGGACAAGGAAACCCAUUCAACCAGGAAGAGCAAACACCGCUUUCUUUGUGGAGUGCUUCAGUGCAGGCCUGCUCAACUUUAGCCCUCCUGUAGAUGUUGGCUUACCACUCCUAUAAUCCCUUGCUAUUGGCCACUGGCUGGGAAUUAUGGGUGCUGUAGUCCAAAAGCAGCUGGUGUGGGGGCAAAGUUGAGCAGGCCUGUUCUAGAGAGAUAGGCACCAUCUCUAGAUAAAGAACUGUCAAUAGAAUAUUGUGAGGCUGUUUAGACAAACUCUUUUUCUUUAUAGUAGUUCGAGGCUCUGAUUCAGGUUCCUUAAUGAUCAGAUUUAAAAAAAAAACAACUAUUGCAAGUUUAUUGGUUUUUAUUCAGUUGCCAGCUGCAUUGUAAAACCACGCCUAUACCCUUUACUCUUCUAGAGCAGUUCUUGAGUUUUGCCUGCCUUGUGUCUGGAGGCUCUGCCUUUAAGAGCUGUGUGGCAGGCAGAAAUUCAACAGGUGUUCAUGAUAUGGAACUGUGGUAAUGGAAAUAUUGUUUGUUUGAGGAGCCUGUUUUGUUGCUCCUUAUAAGAACUCGGGCUCUCUCCUUAAAAAGGUGGCAGCCCUCUUAGCUAUGAUAGUCACCACUCUGGGAGACUGCAGCAAGAAAAAUACCUGAGCUAGAGGAUUCCUUUAUGAGAACAGGUAAGUCACCUGUAUGGCAACAGGUAAGUCACCUGAGAAGCAGUACCAGUCAUACAUUACCCAAUUUUCCUGUUGCAGUUGGAUCCAUUGAAAUAAGGCAAGGUUCUCAGCCUUGAGUCUCUGGCUCUUGUGGGACUACAGUUCCCAUUAUCCCAGCCACAGUGGCUGGCCGUUGUGACUGGGGAUGAUAAGAGUUGUGACCCAACAACCGCCGGAGCCCAAGGUUGGGAUCCCUGAAAUAAGGUAAGGAGGCACAACCAUCCAGAUCUGCACACCUGCCCAGAAGAAAGCCUGCUCGGCUUGGGUAUUCUGCACUUGGCACCACUUUAAAUAUGUUGCAUGAAUGUAAGAAGUUGGUAGAGAUCUACUGCAAGGAAUCUGUUGACCAUACUUAAGUUUGGGGGGGGGGGGGAUGUGGAAAGCGACCCAAUGCAAGUCCGUGUUGUGAUCGCUCCUUGCCAUGUUCUCCAUGGGUCACUUCAACUCACUAAACUGGCCAAAGCUAUACUGGCCUCCUACACCCACCCUUCUUAAGCAGAAAAUUAGGGCAGGCUGACUCCAUAACAUCCAUCUCAGAGGAUGUAUUGCAGCUACAGAUAUAUCUUUUCCGAGAGUGCAUUGGGAUCUCAAGAAAACAGCAGAAUGGUAGAAAAGUGUUAAUCGUUGGUUUCCAGCAGUGAAUUUGUGUGGACUUAAGAUUUUUCAACACCUUGAUUAUCACAUGUAGCACAUCGUGUGUGUGUGUUUGUGUAUGUGUGUGGUUUUUUUUAAACACAAGCACACAUAUUGGGAAACUGAGGCAAAUUAGCAGAAACAUUACAAUUGUGUUUGGGUUUUUUUGUUUACCAAAGUGUACAUUACUUGCCACUUCUGAUCCUACAAAUUUUGUAUUUGUUUUUUUAUAAAAAGAAAUGACACUUUUUUUUAACCAUUAA